CUCAGCCCGCCGUCCUCUUGUUCAAACAGCCGACUUCUCCCUCUUUCUUCUUUUCUUUUCUUCUUCUUACGCACGUCCUAUUGUCGCAGUCGCGCAACUACCCCCGCCACCUUGUUGUGCUUUAACGCCCCUGUUCCUAGUCUCAUUUAUUAGGCCGCCCGCCUCGCCUGCUUUGCGAAUAGCCCCCACUACACCGACACGAUUUUUUCUACGCCUCACUCUCAAAUGGACGCCACUCUCCUCGAGCACCCUCGCAGCCCCAACUUCAUGGAGACCCCCUUCGCUUACGACUCUCUCUCCACCCUUGACUACCUCCAGUACCCGCAGGAAUCGCCCUACGGUGUACCCAUGGCCCUGCCCGGCCCGUCCUCCUCGUCCCCUCGUCUGGACUUCAACUCGCUCAACCUCACCCAGCCGAUGCCUGGCGAGUACUCGUACUCGAGCGGUUCUUACACCACCGCUUCUCCGGGCCGUCCUUUCACUCCCCCGGACAACGGCAUCGCUCCCCCCUCGCUGUACAACUUGAGCGGAGCUGAGCUUUCCUCCGACGCCCUCUCUUCGGGCCGCCGCAGCCGCGGCAGUGGCACGCAGUCCCCUGCCUCUGUCAACAGCAUCCCCUACGAUGCUACCGUGCCGCGCUCCCACCGCUUCAACCCCAUCGCGGUGCCCGCUACCCGCCCCUCCGUCAAGGCUACGAGGAGAAAGUCCCGCAACGACUCUGAUGACGAGGACGAGGACUUCCAGCCUCUCCCGCCCACUUCCAACAACGCUGACCAGCGCCGCGAGACCAUCCGUCGCCAGCGUAUCGAGUCGGAGCAGCGCAGGAGGGACGAGCUCAGGGACGGCUACCGCCGCCUCAAGGAUGCUCUCCCCGUCUCCAACCAGAAGAGUAGCAAGGUUUCACUCCUUGAUCGCGCUACCACGCACGUCAAGUACCUGGAGAUGACCGCCCAACAGCUCCAAGUCCGUCUUCAGCAGGCUGAGAACGAGGUUCAGCGUCUCCGCAGCGUCAACGAGGCUCUGAUGCUCGGCACCGCGGAGCAGCGUCACGCCGCUGCUGCUGCCGCUGUUGCCGCAGCCUCUCAGCAGUCCCAGCCCUCCUUUUAGAUGCUCGGUCGCUCGCUGAACAGCACACCUCAAAAACCAUCGCAUCGUCGGUAACAUUAUUCGCACUGUAUUUACGCAAGACUAGGACCCCACGCAGGACUGCAGGUCACACGUACAAUGGACACUCGCAUCGCAUUUUUUUCAUUUUUCUUAUUCACGUCACCCUCUCAUCUCUCCGCGCGCGUAGACCGAUGGGUUUAGCGUUGGAAGUGUACCUUGGAGAGGUUUUUCCCGAGUUUCUGCGGCCGCGCCGCUCACCCCCGCACUUGCGGCCACCCCUUGUAGGAGUGGCUACUAUGCGACUGUGGAGUUCUCUAGGUCCCAAGAUGUCGAUUUGGAUACUCGAUUUGGAGGUUGACGUCGAGGCGCAGCCACGACGCAAGACACGCGGCUAGGCUUGAGGCGCUCUGGUCGUGACCUCCUUGAGAGGUUGCGCGCUGCUUCGCCCCGCGUGCGCAUCUUGUUUUAGACUGGCUGCACGUCUCGCUCCUUCCCCUCAUCCAUUCAUCCAUCGCACGCUCGAGGCGAACGACCACUUAGAUGUGGUUACGUGCCUCGCGUGGCCAACACACCGGUAACAUCAACGCCAUUGAUCUCGUUACUCGCCACUCCCUCGCUCGGAUGCACAGAAGACGACAGGACGCUUCUGGCCUUCGCCGCACAUCUGCAAUAUUUCUGGCAUUUUAUUUCAAUUCACGCGUAUCGUUACGAAUCGGACGAUUGAUCACCGCCCUGUUCACGACACCCACGUCUCCUCAUUCUCCCUAUCUCCCCCCGACGAGUCCCACCGCAGGGUUUGGCAAGCACACCUGCGGGCUGAUGGUCGGCCAUGCACUCCGCCGACAUGGUAUGUCCGCGCAGCUAUGCGAGCGACUGCCGGUUCUCGCUGAGGUACCAAGUGUUGGCGUGGGGCUUACGACGAUCAUUAUGUCUUCCUUCGACAGGGCUUCCGGUUCUUCGUCUCGCAUCACUGACGUGUUCGGCGGAUCGCUCACGUCUCUCCACCACUUCGCUAGUCGAUUUGGUUGUUGAUGAUCGAUGUUGGAGCUCGCCUUACGUGUCAGCUGAAGCCUGACUUCGAACUCGGACCGGCACCCACGGUGCUUGUCUGCCUCGCUUGCGAGGUCGGAGGCUUCGUCACGGUGGACUAAACGAUCUGUUUACGCCUUUACGCCCUGGUUUCAUACACUACGUACUCUCGCCUUUCGCAUACUACGCCUGCCAUCGGCGCUCGUCCGCAUCCACACUACUCACAUCUAUCGUUCUGAUCCUCGCUAUCUCUGACUGGCCUGUAGUCGUUUCAUUUCUGUUUUUUGUUGUUGUAGGUAGAGUGUACACGUCCGGGAUUGACUGUCGCUGGCUUUCCUACUAUGUAGAUGUAGCCCUUGCUAUCUUGCAACGAAUGAAGCGCCUUGCUCUAUCUGAUCUUUCC
This is a messenger RNA of Coniophora puteana RWD-64-598 SS2, 2539 nucleotides long. RefSeq lists its product as uncharacterized. Bases 226 to 1107 code for a protein of 293 amino acids. The transcript is spliced from 3 exons. The record is from RefSeq and is a predicted model, not a curated record. Lineage: Eukaryota; Fungi; Basidiomycota; Agaricomycetes; Boletales; Coniophoraceae. Gene Ontology annotation, biological process: positive regulation of transcription by RNA polymerase II. Gene Ontology annotation, molecular function: DNA-binding transcription factor activity; protein dimerization activity. Gene Ontology annotation, cellular component: RNA polymerase II transcription regulator complex.